Molecule: messenger RNA, 2111 nt
Organism: Hyaena hyaena (striped hyena)
Lineage: Eukaryota; Metazoa; Chordata; Mammalia; Carnivora; Hyaenidae
Product: R-spondin-2
Exons: 3
Source: RefSeq, a predicted model, not a curated record
GAUGCAGAAUAGAAAACUGUGAUUCUUGCUUUAGCAAAGACUUUUGUACCAAGUGCAAAGUAGGCUUUUAUUUGCAUAGAGGCCGUUGCUUUGAUGAAUGUCCAGAUGGUUUUUCACCAUUAGAUGAAACCAUGGAAUGUGUGGAAGGAUGUGAAGUUGGUCAUUGGAGUGAAUGGGGAACUUGUAGCAGAAAUAAUCGCACAUGUGGAUUUAAAUGGGGUCUGGAAACCAGAACACGGCAAAUUGUUAAAAAGCCAGCAAAGGACACGAUACCCUGUCCAACCAUUGCUGAAUCCAGGAGAUGUAAGAUGGCCAUGAGGCAUUGUCCGGGAGGAAAGAGAGCCCCGAAGGCAAAGGAGAAGAACAAGAAGAAGAAGAGGAAGCUGAUAGAAAGAGCCCAGGAGCAACACAGUGUCUUCCUAGCUACAGACAGAGCUCACCAGUAAAAUAAGAGACAUUUAGGUUAGAUUUUGGGGGAUUUUUGUUUUUGCAAAAGUGCACAAAGCUACUCUCCAUGCCUGGACACUGGUGUGCAGCAUUUAUGCUGCCAGGACCAGUAUGUGUUCCCAAUAACAUUGUGAAAGGAGGAGCCACGAGCGUGGUCUCUGUUAUUUAUGCUUCGAUUUGCAUCUGGAGACUGUGAAGGCAGGAGCGGGUGUCCGGCACGUGCCUUGGCUCCACGUGCACUGAGGGAAUGUGGCACCAAGGAGAGUCGAGGGCCGUGAGGCCCCAGACCACCACUGGAGAACAGACUUGUGCAUAUUUAUGGGAAAGAAAACACUCCACAGGCAGAGUGCUGUUUUACCUGUGACUUUGAUUUCUCACGUUGUGUAUUUGCAAGGAUAAAUGUAUGUGGAUUUCUGCUUUUAGCUGGGGGUGUGCUCCUGGGAUUCCUGCUCCGUAUCACAGCAGCUCGAACAUGUACAUAGUCUUUGGGGCUACAUCUAAACGUCUUACUGUAUAUUUAUGCCUUCUUACUUGUAACAAGUCAUACCUAAUUAAUAUUAUGUCACUUUGUUUCUAGAGGUUCCUAACCAUUGUCCAGUAAAUGACUUCUAGUUGUGCGAACUGACAGAUGUUUCGUUGCCCCUUGAAAUGUAACUUUUCUUAGAGGGCUUAUUUCUCAUUGUAAGAGUAGGAUAAGCUAGUUUGUACAUAUGCUCAAAGGACCAGUGUCAAAGAAUCUGAAUACCAAUAGGACUUCCCCCACUCUGUUUCCUCCUGCAGAUAAAGCAGCAUGUGUCAGGCAGAAGCUAAAUCUCCCUUGACCUCUAAGAUGCGAUGACUUUAUGAAACACCACUGAGAAUGUAAGGAAUUAUAUGCAGUCCCUUCUAGUAUUCGUCAUGCAGUUUCACAGGCUAGAGGAUUUUUCAAACUUUUGUUUCAACUUCAAUAUAUACAUAUUUAUUUAAAGCCAUCCCUGACUUACCAGGACAGGGUACCUAUCAAUAUUCUUGGGUCACUGAGGAAAUAACCAUAAUGAGACCAUGCACGGAAUUAGAGGAGGAAACAGUAUGAAUUCCUGUAACUGCUGCUCAGAUCUUACCAGGUCUCCUUCAAGCCAGAAUCUGUAUCUUCUCUGACAGAAGAACAUUAUGGAGACUUCCCCGGGGACUUUUGGAGCAGUUGUUUCAAAAACAUCGUUGUACACUUGGAGGAAUCAGCUCUCAGAGGGCUUUAAAUUGGCUUCUUCUAAAAGGGUCGUUAUCUUCCUGGCUAAUUCAGAAGAAAGUCAGAACAAAAUGAAAUGGUUUCAGAUGUCUAAGGAAAAAAAGCAAGGUAAAGCCUUUUUCUCACCUUGCAUUGGCAAAACUACCUCUUCAUCAUUUUUGUUUUGAGUCAAAGCAUCUUACCAGUGAAUAUCAAUGUCAUAUACAUCAUUAUGAGAAUAUUGUUGCUAUGAGAUACUAAGCCAUAUAUGAAUGUUGUAUACAACUUUAGGGUUUGCGUUUAAUCCUAAAGUGCUCACCUCAUUUCACAUCUAUUUACACUAUAUUCCUAUUUACUAAGUGGGGAAGGGGCUCCUUGAUAUAGUGCUUCAUCAUUAAUAAGUCAAUAUCUGUUCUGUUUCUGAGAUGCUCUUUUUGCGCAUUAAAAAACUUCAAAAUUA